Cololabis saira (Pacific saury) is the source of this 1933-nucleotide messenger RNA. RefSeq lists its product as uncharacterized. The record is from RefSeq and is a predicted model, not a curated record. Bases 232 to 966 code for a protein of 244 amino acids. The transcript is spliced from 5 exons. Lineage: Eukaryota; Metazoa; Chordata; Actinopteri; Beloniformes; Belonidae.
AGCUGUGAUUUAGAGGAAAGUCGUGGUGUAAUCACGGCAAACAGGAAAAUGAAAGUGGCAGAAACUCUUCAACAAAAGGCAGCGAUUUGUUGAAGUGGGUCCUUUUCCAAGAAAAGCUUUAUCAGGCUCACAGCUCUUUUCAGCGAGACAUAACUGAAGACACAAUCUGCUCAGGAGAACGUCAGAUCCAACCUGAAUGAGGACUGGCAAACAACAGCAUUGCUGCUAGACAUGUUCGCCUUCCUCCUUGGUGCGUUCAGCUGUGUCUGCGUUCUUCAUCAUGGUCUUAGUGCUGAAGAAUGCACACAGCGUGUUCUUGCAAGACGCGACACGUUGUCGGUGCCUGCAGGGGACACGGUGUCUCUGUCCUGCGUGAUCCACCACUGCGAAGGCCCCUGGAGAGGCAACUGGACAUGGGAGAAGUCAGCAGACUCCAUGAGCAGCGUUGUUGAAGAGAGCUCCAGGCACCGCUUCGCCACGGUGAAACUCACAGCCAGCGAGACCAAGUUAACGUUGAACAUUCUGAACGCCAACACAUCCGAUGAAGGCUCCUACAGAUGCAGUGUGAACUGGGUCGGUGGUGGUAUCGAAAUGGGACACUGGACCAAAGUUAACAUCACAGAAGCUUCAUCUCACCGGAGAAGUGACUUGCACAGGGUUUUGGUCUGUUGUGGCGCUCUCCUUUGUCUCCCCAUCAUUUUGGGAUUGGCUCGCUGUCUGAGUCCCAAAGCCCAGAAGUCCGGCCUGCCGUACUCCAGGAUACGGGUCACUUAUGCCGUCCCGCAGCCUCCACCUCGCCGCCCCAUUCCACAAAAGCGCAAGACUGUCCCCCCAAAAGAUUCCUCCAGCUGUGAGCAGAAGGCUGAGUUGGUGUAUGCAGACAUCUCCCAGGAUGCACCGCUGCAACAAGGAGCCACGCGGGACCCUGGUCAGUCCACCAUCUACUCAGACGUCAGGUUUUCCUGACUGACAAGAAGAAGAUGAUCAAGUAGGACCAACUUUCUGUGGGACUCGAUUAAAGGCGCCUCAGGACACACUCUGAUACUUUUUGACUCCUAAAAUGACUUUUUUUCUUUUGGAAAGUGUGGAAGGAAAAAAAAAGCCAACAACAUCCACAAGUGACACAAAAUACAACAUUUUAUUUUAGAAUAAAUUCUCAAUUACACAUUACAUAACGAAAUAUACAUAUACAUGUUUAGACAUCUCUUAAAUUAAUAGAUUUCUCUUUAAUUAUCUUACUUUAAUUAAUUAGCGUACUCUGCAGUGACAGUUUUACAUUACAUCAAUGCAAAAGAACUUUCUUUUCAAAAAUAAUAAAUUAAGCAUAUCAACAGAGAAAAGGCUGCAGGGUGGUUUGAGCGAUACCUUUCACAACACUCAACGACAUCUGGAUGUCCUGCUUCUGGCCAGAGGAUUUCUUACUAAAGGUACUCACUGGUCUUGGCCGUCUGAGGCUCUUGAGCAUCAUUCAACACUUUUUUUUCCCUAGUUCACGUGUGCCUUCCUUGAGAAGAGCUUCCUGGAAAGUUUUAAUAUCAACGUAACUCCUUCCCUCCUAAAGGGAGUUUUUCCUUGCCACUGUUUGGCUUAAGGCUUUUCUCCCACUUGGGGAGUUUUUACCUGUCAUUGUUUAUGUAAUAAUUGCUCAGGGGUUUAUGUUCUGGGUCUCUGACUGGUACAACUUCUGUUGUAAUAGACGCUACAUGAAUAAAAUUGAAUUGGAUUGAAUUGAAUUUAACUACAGGAGCUUUUCAUAAUUUGAGAGAACAGAACAUUUACUUCUUGACGCACUAUCAGGACAGUCACUAAUCCAGAAAGGGACAAUCCCACUGCAAAACUACCAGCGUGGUUGUUUUGGUCAGACCACAAACACAUCUGUGCAGAGCCGCCUGGGAGAUUUGCGAGGCCCUGUGCGGAAUGGCCAGGGGGGCCC